Lachancea fermentati is the source of this 507-nucleotide messenger RNA. The record is from the annotation of a GenBank genome assembly. NCBI's taxonomy places the organism in Eukaryota, Fungi, Ascomycota, Saccharomycetes, Saccharomycetales, Saccharomycetaceae.
AUGGACCUGCCCACCGCCCUCCGUGCUAUCUCGACUCUCGAGAAACAGCUCGAGGAAUUGGAAAGUACAAGCAAUGAAUACGAGCUCGAACUCGAGGCAACAGUCGAACGUCUUAAGGUUGAACUACAGAAAGCUAAGGAUGAAAAGAAUUCGGUACAAUCUUCAAAUGUAGCAGCCAACAAUAUCACAAAGCUCGAGAUUCGUAUAGAUGAACUAGAGAAUGAGAAUCGUGCCUUGAAAUCUCAAGUUGAGUCUUUACGAAGAGAGAACGACUCAAUACUAGAGGAGAACGUGCUACUGCAACACGAAGUGAACGACAUGACGGAACUUAUCCAUCAAACGCAAGUUAUACCGCAAAAAAGUAUUAAAGAGGCACCUCACGGAGAAAAUAUCCGAGUUAGCAGCAAUGGCUCAUCUCUUCGCAUUACAUCCCGUCACACAGCUGAUAGCAGCAAGAUAACACAUUUGAGCAGCACCACUGUUUUGGCUAAAACAAAUUAUAAAUGA